UGAACCCCAUGUUACCUCUAGACGACUGAAAAUGAAUUACAGUUACAUUCCGUCAUUUCUAUUUCAUUUUCAGAAAUGGUAUUGGUCACCAUGAGGUCGUGUAUCCGAUGUUUUUGUGCGGUCAGCAUGGUCAUGUUACAAGUAUACAGCGUAGUUCCCACACCAACUAAUAACCUACCAUCCAUCACAACCACGUGGCAAACACGACUUGGUUCCAUCUUAGGUCUCAAAAUCUCCUCGCAAAAUGGAAACAUUUUUCAGUUCAGGAAAAUACCUUUUGCAAAACCACCGGAAGGGGAUCUUAGAUUUAGUAAACCAGAAGUACCGAACGCGUGGACGGAAACCCUGAACUGUACAACAUACGGGUAUGCGUGUAUGCAAAGUGGAACUGACGUGUCAGAAGAUUGUUUGUAUGUUAACAUCUAUAUACCAAACAGUCUAGACACAGCAGCUAAACGCGCAGUGAUGGUAUGGAUUCAUGGUGGGAGUUUCAUUUCUGGUAGAGGAUCUGAAGUUGACGGUUCGACGCUGGCGUUGCAUGGAGACGUAAUCGUGGUAACUAUCAACUACAGACUCAACAUCUUUGGCUUCUAUAGCACGGAUGAUAACGCUACCCUUGGCAAUUAUGGACUCUGGGAUCAGAUGUUAGCGCUUCGAUGGGUUAAAGACAACAUCGAAGACUACGGUGGCGAUCCGUCCAGAAUCACAAUAUUCGGCGAAUCGGCGGGAGGUGUCAGUGUUGGCCUUCAGGCUAUUAUUAGUCAGAAUAAAGGAGUGUUCCAAAGAGUCAUUGCUGAGAGCGGAUCGAGUGUUGGGCCUCGUGAUUCUGGGGUGGAGGCAAUGAAGGUAUUUACUAAAGUAGUGAAUGAACUAGGAUGCUCCUCCGACUCAUCUGCUGCUACAGUGACAUGUUUACGUGAUAAAAGCGCCAGGCAACUUGUCAUGUCAUUUUAUAAAGCUUUCAAUGACGUACAGUCCUCUAGUUUUACAAUUCUAUCGGCACUUGGUCCUACCAUAGAUGGAGAAUUGUUCUCCAGAGACUUUGACGAUAUCUUAAAUGAUAUUGACAGCGACGCGAUGAAAUUCUUCCGAGAUCUCGAUUAUUUGGCCGGGUUUAACACAGCAGAUGCAGGACUGUUUUACUAUGAUCUCCUCCGCCACCAGAAAGAGUUUCCGACGUUUAAUUUCACAAUAGGAAUAACGGCUAAUAUUCCGGUGAACCAUGUCAUACCUACUCUUGUUCGGCAGCUAUAUGACAACUGUGACCAUAUCUUUACAUCGAUAACUGAAAAGUAUGUAAAUAGUUUACCCAACGGCGACAUUGAAGCCCAAACUUCCAGUGCAGCAAACAUGUAUGCUGACGUCAACUAUUAUAGUCCCGCUGUUCGGUCUCUAGACGCCCACACUGGGAGCAAUAGUAAGACCUACCAGUACCUGUUUUCACACGAGCCUCGCUGGGGACCGGUGCAACCAAGACCAUUGUGGCUACAUGGAGCAAACCAUGCGGACGAGCUCGCCUUUGUGUUCGGUCUGAACGAAAUAUAUCCUGGCAAUGUAGCAACAGAAGACGAUGAACUGACAAUAUCGAGGAGAGUGAUGACCUACUGGGCAAAUUUUGCUAAAUUCGGAAAUCCGAAUGGCGAUGACCAUGACCUAACGGAAUGGCCUCAAUACACACUGCCUAACAAGUGCUAUCUAAACAUAUCGGCGACAGAUACAGUGGGGCGCGCCCUGUACGCCGACCGGAUGGAUUUCUGGAAUAAGAACGUCACCAGCCAGCUAACACAAUGUCGCCAGAAACAUGUAAACGGGGUCGGUGCUAACAUAUCCAUCAGAUUAGAUGAAGUGCACGACUGGAUAUUAACGUUGUAAAUCUUAAUAGAACCGGAGUAUUGUACCGGGUCGGAAUUACAUUUUGUUCCCUAAAGAUUGUGUGGUGUUCGAUAAAAUUCUCUUAAUGGGUGUGACUAUUAGUAACUUGAUUUCAUUAAAUUCGUCGUGUUGCAUCCAAGCGGUAGUCCCUGGUUUG
Pecten maximus is the source of this 2029-nucleotide messenger RNA. RefSeq names its product carboxylesterase 5A-like. Gene Ontology annotation, cellular component: synapse; cell surface. The record is from RefSeq and is a predicted model, not a curated record. NCBI's taxonomy places the organism in Eukaryota, Metazoa, Mollusca, Bivalvia, Pectinida, Pectinidae. Gene Ontology annotation, biological process: modulation of chemical synaptic transmission; postsynaptic membrane assembly; neuron cell-cell adhesion. Gene Ontology annotation, molecular function: neurexin family protein binding; signaling receptor activity.